Molecule: messenger RNA, 1468 nt
Organism: Dendroctonus ponderosae (mountain pine beetle)
Lineage: Eukaryota; Metazoa; Arthropoda; Insecta; Coleoptera; Curculionidae
Exons: 7
Coding region: 154-1392 (412 amino acids)
Source: RefSeq, a predicted model, not a curated record
GGGAUGCCAGGUCUGGAUAACAGGACAGAGUAACCUCUGUGAUCUGUGGUGAAUAGUCUGUGGUCUUUAUCUGUGACCGGUUUUAAGUUAUGUAUUAACUUAUUAAGGUAAAUAAACAACAAUUAUAUCGACAUCAAUGCUGCAGCUUAGAAAAUGACCACUCAUAAAGGCACAUUGUGUAUUAAAACGGUAAAGCAAUUACAAGUGGAUCCUGGAAUCAGCCCCACAUGCGAUUUCAGUCUAGGGGAGGCCUUGGCUCAGGUCUAUCCGUUAUUAGAUUUGAUUUUCGAAUAUUUGCCCUUAGGGGACCUGAAGUGUUGCCUCGAAGUGUCGACCACAUGGAAGGAAACGGCUGAACAAAUAUUGGACAGAAGAGUGGCUCCAAGCUGGUUUACGUGCUUUAAAGUGGGCGCAAAAGGGUGUAAAAGCAACACUAUUUUACAUAGCCCCAAUCUGAACUUCAACAAUGUGGAGAUGGGGUUUAUUUUGUAUGAUAGCCUCCAACUUGAGCUGAAUGCGUAUAUUUGUUUGCACCGGAAUACGUCUGGACUUAGUAGGAAAUCAGUGCCGGACUACUUGGAAGACGAACUAGUUCCGAAAUCAGUGAAUUAUUGCAUGUUAGCAGUGGACAGGGUUGUUUCCAUCUUCAAUACUAAGCGAAACAUGAAAGAAGUUGAGUAUCAUGGAUCCAUAUUUGAUGGGGUGUUUUUUCCUAAAGUCCCAUCCAUACGGACAGUACUGUUUCACUGCGAUAUCUCUAACAGAAAGACGGUUCAGGCGACUGUAAGGAAGCAGAUAAGACGAAAUGAGGAGCCCAAGUGUAUUCUAAUAUUCACUAAAUAUAAAGCGGAGAGAGGCAUACAAUUCUUGUUGAAAUGCCUGGUGCCAGAUGAAGACGUAAACUCCGUAGCUUUCGGCGGUGGAAUAAUCAGAGGAUCGAGAAUGUUCCAUCGAAAUGCGAACGAUGAGAUCUUUCCCUUUGAAGAUACAAUGUGUAUACUGUUCUUAAAAGAUGAAGAUUACAAAGAAAAUAAUUUCGAGGCGUUUUCAUGUGUGAUAAGUGAAAAACAGACUGAAGAAGAAUUUAAUUCGCAAUUGCAGCAUUUCAAGGAAAAUAUCAAGCUAAAACAUCACAGCUUGGGGUUUCGGAUAUCUUGUUCUUCUGAUCUCCAGGAAACUGAAUUGGAAGCAUUUCAGGCGACAUUUCCUGGUCUUCCGCUGCUAGGGGUGUACGCUGCAGGGGAAUUGGGAUGGAAUUGUUAUCCUAAUGCCCUAAACCUGGAACCAAAUGUAGCGCCGUCUAAACCGAAACGACUGCGGAAAACUGUAGAGCUUCCCAGAGUCCUCAAUUACUUUUCUACUAUUUUUGUACUGCUCACUUGGGAUAAGUAGGUUGUUAAGUAUUGCUUCAUACUUCACUGUUUGCUAUUUAUUGAUUUAAAUAAAGCUGACCAGGUUUAAUAUAAAA